Molecule: messenger RNA, 5129 nt
Organism: Pieris rapae (cabbage white)
Lineage: Eukaryota; Metazoa; Arthropoda; Insecta; Lepidoptera; Pieridae
Gene: FBXO11
Product: F-box only protein 11
Exons: 15
Coding region: 302-3067 (921 amino acids)
Biological process (GO): ubiquitin-dependent protein catabolic process; protein ubiquitination; regulation of apoptotic process
Molecular function (GO): protein binding; zinc ion binding
Source: RefSeq, a predicted model, not a curated record
AUCGACGGCCAUGUUUUUCUUCAGAGAGUCGCCCUUUGCUAUUUAGGGAAGUGUUAAUUUUGGUCGUAAAAUAGUGAAUAAUGUUUUUUAUGAGUUAACAGUUAUAUAUUUUUCAUCAGUGUUUAGUGUAAUAUUCAUUAAUUAAUAAAAGUCUUGCCAAUCUUUGACAGAUGUGGAGGUAUCUUAGUUUCCUGUUUCGGUACCCCAAUCUAUUCUAAACAGAAAAUGGCCGACGGUGUUGGUGCGGUUGUCUCCUUUGUUUAGGCUGAAUUUCUAGUGAAUAUAAAGUGUUAAAGAAAUAAUGCCUAGUGCCUCGUUUUCAUCUUCGCGUUCUUACGUACGUAGAUCGCGAAGAAAAGGUGGCCAUAGAAUACCAUUGCCAUCCAGGACACAAUCGAGUGAGCCAUGUGAAUCAGUACCUUGCCCAAAUAACGUGACAGGCAGCGCUAUGGCGGCGACAGCUUGCGCAGGCCCAAGCGGCAGUGGCGGUGGUGGGUCUCCGCCAGUGCCCGCCGCAGCCCCAGCCACCACGGCCGGCCAUCACAGCCCAUAUGACCUACGACGGAAAUCACCUCCGGCCUACCACGAACCGGGCCCCUCUGGAACCUGCUCUUUACCCGCCAGAAAGAGACCGAGAACAUCGCUGUCACAAGGCGUGGAUGUUUGCAACGUGUCGCAGUACCUGCAGUAUGAACUUCCGGACGAAGUAUUACUUUGUAUACUAUCACAUCUCACCGAGCGCGACUUGUGCCGCGUCGCGCAGGUCUGCAAGCGGUUCAAUACGAUCGCUAACGACACCGAACUAUGGAAAAGCCUGUACCAGUCGGUGUUCGAAUUUGAUACUCCAUUACUGCACCCUGCGCCUUGCCAAUUUGAAUUUGUGGCGCCCGACGAUUGUGAGGCUGACAAUCCGUGGAAAGAAAGCUUUCGUCAACUUUACUAUGGAAUACACGUGCGUCCGAAUUACCGCCCCAAGAAAGACUCUCGUAUGAAACACUUUAACACUAUAAGGGCGGCUCUCGAAUAUGUUGAGGAACGCAGCGGUGGUUCGACGGCCGCGAGCAAUACAAGCACGUGCGCGUGCAGCCCCGCGGCGUGCACGUGCCGGCGUGCGUCCACAUCUGCGCCCGCUCGGCCCGCGCUCGUCUUCGUGCACGCAGGCCUCUACCAGGAGGAGUGUCUUGCUAUUGAUUCGGAUAUACAGCUUGUCGGCUGUGCCCCCGGCAACGUAGCGGAAUCUGUGGUAUUGGAACGCGAGGCCGAAUCGACUCUUACAUUCGCCGAGGGAGCCAACCGCGCCUACGCCGGCUAUAUGACCCUGAAAUUCUCACCAGAUGCGACAAGCACUAUGCAGCAUCACAAGCACUACUGUCUGGAGGUCUCCGACAACUGCUCACCCACCGUUGAUCAUUGUAUUAUUCGCAGUGCUAGUGUUGUUGGUGCAGCAGUGUGCGUAUCAGGCGCUGGCGCUAACCCGGUGAUCAAACACUGCGAUAUCAGCGACUGUGAAAAUGUCGGCCUCUACGUCACUGAUUACGCGCAGGGCGCGUAUCAAGACAAUGAGAUAUCACGUAACGCACUAGCUGGUAUUUGGGUGAAGAACUUUGCGAAUCCAAUUAUGCGUAGAAACCACAUUCAUCACGGCCGGGAUGUUGGAAUAUUUACAUUUGAGAAUGGACUGGGCUACUUCGAAGCAAACGAUAUUCACAAUAACCGGAUCGCGGGUUUCGAAGUAAAGGCCGGUGCCAACCCUACCGUAGUACAUUGUGAAAUACACCACGGACAAACCGGCGGUAUCUAUGUACAUGAAUCCGGUCUAGGCCAAUUCAUAGACAAUAAGAUACACUCGAAUAACUUCGCCGGUGUAUGGAUUACCUCUAAUAGUAACCCCACUAUACGACGUAAUGAAAUAUAUAACGGGCACCAAGGGGGCGUGUAUAUAUUCGGUGAAGGGCGUGGUCUGAUUGAGCAUAAUAAUAUCUAUGGAAAUGCAUUGGCUGGUAUACAGAUUCGCACAAACAGUGACCCAAUAGUGAGGCAUAAUAAAAUCCACCAUGGCCAGCACGGAGGCAUCUACGUGCACGAGAAGGGCCAAGGGCUCAUAGAGGAGAACGAAGUGUACGCGAACACGCUCGCUGGCGUAUGGAUCACUACUGGGUCUACGCCCGUAUUACGACGUAAUCGUAUACAUUCGGGGAAACAGGUCGGCGUAUACUUUUAUGAUAAUGGCCAUGGAAAGUUAGAAGAUAACGAUAUAUUUAAUCAUUUAUAUUCGGGGGUUCAAAUAAGGACAGGAAGUAAUCCCGUGAUAAGAGGCAACAAGAUAUGGGGCGGACAAAACGGAGGCGUUUUAGUGUAUAAUGGCGGACUUGGUUUAUUGGAACAAAAUGAAAUAUUCGAUAAUGCCAUGGCCGGUGUCUGGAUUAAGACAGAUUCUAAUCCCACCUUGAAGAGGAAUAAGAUUUUUGAUGGACGCGAUGGCGGGAUAUGCAUUUUUAAUGGCGGAAAGGGUAUACUAGAAGAGAAUGACAUAUUCCGUAACGCGCAAGCUGGUGUAUUAAUAUCCACCCAGAGCCACCCUGUACUACGGCGAAACCGCAUCUUUGAUGGCUUAGCCGCGGGAGUCGAGAUCACCAACAAUGCAACAGCCACACUGGAGCACAACCAGAUAUUCAACAAUCGGUUUGGAGGUCUGUGUUUAGCAUCGGGUGUAUCACCUCUAGUACGCGGCAACAAGAUAUUCAGCAAUCAAGACGCUGUGGAGAAAGCAGUUGGAGGCGGACAGUGCUUGUACAAGAUAUCCUCAUACACAUCCUUCCCAAUGCACGAUUUUUAUAGAUGCCAGACUUGCAACACAACGGAUCGCAACGCCAUAUGUGUCAAUUGCAUCAAAACGUGUCAUUCAGGACACGAUGUAGAAUUUAUACGCCAUGACAGAUUUUUCUGCGAUUGUGGCGCGGGCACAUUAUCCAACCAAUGUCAGCUGCAAGGCGAGCCAACUCAAGACACAGACACCUUAUACGAUUCCGCUGCUCCCAUGGAGUCACACACCCUUAUGGUCAACUGAGCAACUCGCUGUCAUAUUGGUCACAAUUUUGCUUCAUAACUCUUAUAGAGGCCAACUAUGGGACGCCGUUAAAUUUACUAUUUUAUUUACGUCGCCAGUCAUUCGUGUUUGUAGAUCUAAAGAUAAAAAUGUUAAAAGUAAAAUGCCUCGAUUUGUGUUAUUAGUUAGGACUUCUAGAAGCAAAACAAUAUGUGACACAAUUUACGAAAAUCCCAAUACAAAAGGAAUAUUGAUCUUGAGCAUUGCCUUAAUGAAACUUAGUUGAACGUCAUUCAAAGACAGUUUCAAAACCCGGGAUGAUCUUUGGUAAAGUAGGGCAUGAGAAAAUCCAAUAAUGUAAGAUAAUAAGAUAAAAUUAUAAACGUUUAUUAUUAUUUGUUUAAGUACUAGGACUUUUACCAUCACUUUAUUAUAUUUGAUCACAAUGGAAGGGAGAUAUCGGAGAAGGGAAAUUUCACACAUUAAAAUUGGCCAAAUAUGAAAUUAUGGCCCUAAAGCCCAGCGAAGGAAUUGAAAUGAUUCUGUGAUGUGCUCAGUUGCGAAGUUCUCAGUUGUACAUACAAUUAAUCAUUAUUCGGCCCUUCUGUUAAUAUAAUGUAAAGAAAGUAAAUUAUACAAGCAAUUUACUUAAACAGCACCAGGUUAAUUUUUCUAUUAGUCUGUAAAGGAAUUUCACACACCGAAGCCUCCCAUUUUAUUUUUAUCGACUCUAAAAGUUUUAUACUCGACUUAGAAUUAGCAGAAGGGUCGAUUAAUGAAUACCUAAAUUUAAGUCAAUGAAUGUCGCUAUAGCUAUUAUUUUUAUUAGCUAAAACUAUAACACAUUUGCCGAGUCGCUGUUACACAAACGGUUGUGCCCUAGCGUUUCAUACUCUAAUUGUAAAUCUAGACACGAUAUACAGGGGAAACGGGACAAUGUUCCCCUGGCAUGACUCUGGCAGGGGAAACGGGACAAUGUUCCCCUGGCAUGACUCUGGCAGGGGAAACGGGACAAUGUUCCCCUGGCAUGACUCUGGCAGGGGAACAUUGUUCUCUUCUGUACGUAAUGUAAUGGUGAUUGAUUGUCGCUACGCUAUGUAAUAUGUAGGUGUUGUCAUCGGUACUUAAUUAUGUAUUUCCUCAUAGUAUCGUGCAUUUCCAAAUUGUAAUCAUACAUAAUCUCAAUCACGUUGAUAUUUAGAAUAUUUGUUUGUUUUGUAAGAUGUACUGAUAGCGAUUUAUAUAUAUGUACGGUGGAAUCAUGGGAGAUUUUUUUUUUAAACGGAUAGUUACGUUUGUGAAGGUAUUAGCGAGUCGAGCCGGACAGGAGAGCUUGUUUUACGAAGGAUUUUCUUUUUUACAUUUGACGAUUACGGGAGCAUUUAUUUUUGGCUUUCCUGACGGCGAGGGCUCUGCCGGUUUUAGUUAAUAAAAAUAUCGUAUUAGCGAGAAUGGCGCGUCGGCGCCCGAAGGCCGGCGCGCCGUGCUUUGUAAAUAUUUGUCACACAAUAAUCGAAAUGUAGUUAUUAAUGUAUUUGUAUCAUUAUAUUUUUAUUAUUGAUCACAAUAUGUAUGUCUAAUUAUAACGUAUUACGUACGAUACGCUCAGACGGGCGCACGCAGCUAGUGUACGUUAUACGCGAAGGAUUGUGCGCAGUUUUGAAAAGAUCUUAGGUACAAUUGUUAAUUUAAAGUAUUGAUAUCGAUCGAGAAGCAAUGUCGGGGCGUGCGACGGAGUGCCGGUAGUGAUAAGUUAAUCGAAUAAGCUAUGAAAAUCUAAAUUCUCUGUAAUCACUAUUGCAAGUUUCCAAUCGUUAAAUCGUCUCCAUAGCACGGUAUGUUCUGAAUCUGCUUUUUUUAUAAUUCUCAAUCUGUGAUCAUCGCUAAAUGUUUAAGAGGAAAUAAUUUAGUUCAUCACAUACAGAAUUUAUAUGACAUUGUAAUCAAAAUUUAUUGUGGCGGCUUAUUGUAAUUGAAUGUGAAAUUAUUUAUUUUCAGUAUGUUCUUAAUUUAUUUAAUAAUCCGGAUAUUGUUUAUUGAGAAACCACUGUAAAAGCCGUGAUAUACAUCAUAUACUAUUAUA